CUGUCAAAGGCAAAUGUUUCUAGGGUGUGUAUCGUCCGGAUUUCUACUUAUUAAAAAUAUUCAGAAAAAUAGUUACAAAGAAAUUUUCACCGAGGAGUUGCAGCUUUUCAAGAAAACCUAACCAACCUCCACAAGAUCCAAAUUAUUCACCAACAUUAAACCUUAGAAAAAUUUAGUUAAAUCUCACAUAAAGAAAGUCCUAUUAUCACUCCAUGCGAUAAUAUAUUGUACAUCCACAAAUACUUUUUGCAUUUGCAAAUCACACAUACCACAAAACAAAAUUACUAAAUUCUUUAUCAACGGAAUAUAUUGUGCAAAUUUACAACCAUAGGCCUAUCCGAGACCGCCGUUAUGGACGUAAUGUCAUCCUCGCUACAACAACAACGCAUAGUCGUCGAGCAGUUGCGUCGCGAAGCGGCCAUUGCGCGUCAACCGGUCACCGAGUCAUGUGCUCAAAUGAUUAAAUACAUCACAGAGCAUGAGCAGGAGGACUACCUUUUGACUGGUUUCUCCAGUCAGAAGGUUAAUCCGUUCCGUGAGAAGUCAUCUUGUACUACACUAUAAAUUAUUUCCAACAACAAUCAGUAUGCAAACCAAAAAAUUAAUUGGUCAUUGCCAAUAUGGAAGUGGAGGGAGGAAUACAACAGGAAAGGUGAUGAUUUGAAGAGAUGCAGCGAACAACUACUGACGAGAAACGGGCAAAUUUGGAUUUGAAUUCUUGAAAAUAAAUAAGUCACUGACUGUAUCGACAGUAAAGAACGUGUGAGAGACUGAAGGAAUGAUAACAAACUUCAAUGGGAAAGCAGCUAGCUGGUAUAUGCUGUUAUGCUGUAAGAACAAAUGAGUCGUUUGGAGAAAUGGUGAACGCAUACAAUUUGAAAUUCUAUAAUAUCUCAAGUACUAUUGGACAAUUAAGUACACAUAUUACACGAAAGUAAAUUUGACAUAAUUAAAGAAAUUAAAUACAUAUAUUAUAUCUACUUACAUAUAUACACGCGGUUCUGAAUAUGCACGUUAGCAUGUGAUGAUUAUUAUAUACUUAUCCAAUCGUCAUAUAGAACACAACCGAUACAUAUUAUAUACAGACAUAUAUUUAUGUACUAUUUAUUAAUCGAAAUUUUGAAUAUGGUGAUAUAAAAGAAGUGUGGCAGAAAAAAAUUUAUAGACUACCAAGUUGAAGACCACCAACAAAACAAAACCACCACAAUAGAUCACACAGAAAUACCACUUAUUGAACACAUUAUCUCCCGAAAAACCGCCCAGAGGACUCAUAUAAUUACAUACACACUCAUGCAUUUACACGGUACAGACUUAUACAACAACUAGUGCCAUUAGUGCACAUUUGCAAAAGUUAAUUUCUAUUCCGGUGUAAACUAGUUUAUAAUUACACAUAUAACUAUUCCUAUAUACUCUAUACUGAACCAAAAUAUUACAAAUAAAAUAUAUCUUCAUAUUGGCAACAAAAUAAGUAACAGCAAUUAUUAUUAUUUAUUUAUUUUUUAUUUUUUAAAACAUUUUCAUUAUAUUAUCGUUGACGAUCAACCAACUACUUUAAUAAGAUCUUAAAAACGAAAAAAAAAAUGGUAAGAAGUUUGUUGCAAUCGGCUUUUUUUCCUAUUCAUGCAGUAAUAGAAAGUGUGAGUAGGUGUAGGAGUUCGUGUAGAACAUUGAGUGAGAUGAAGGAUACUCAUAGAAUGGUCGAAAUACAAAGAAAAUAUUUUAUUACUACUUAACUUAAAAAGCAAAAAUAAAUAAAAUUACACUCAAACCAUGGUGGCACUUAGCAACAAUGGGAAAGUUAAACGAGAUGGAUAAUAUGUGAACAACACAAAAGGAAAUGUUUAAUUAAUAUUAACAGCGCCUCAUAUAAUUGCGCAUUGAUAACCAAAGCAAUUUAUUAUCUAGAAAAACUAACACACAACUUAAAAUACUCAAUGAAAACAUGCAUGUACAUUUAUGCAGCGAACGAGCAGUUUAGGAAAGGAAUAGCAAGCAGAUUAAAACUGUAGAUCACAUAAAGUGUGCAACUGCAUACCGUGCACGCAAUAAUAGAUAACCGUUAAAGCAUACAAAUGCUAUACUUAUUACAUAUAUGAAAUGCUUAAAUAAAAUUAGAACAUUAGAAGGCAUUUAAUUGCAUUAUUAUUCAAAAAUUUAAAUAUCUUAACCGUUAGCAAAUACUUUAUUCAAACUUAUCUAAAAUUAAGUACAUAUAUUUAUCAAAAGUAACUUUAUCUUUAUCAAGUAACUUAUUCAAAUUAAGAAAAAAGAACCAUUACAAGCAAAACAAUGUUAAGUAAAAUGUGAACGACAACAACACAUAUAUGACUAAUUUGAAGAGGAUUUCCGGUGCAUAAUUUUAGGCGACAUUGGCAAUAGGCUUGAGUUGGAGGUCAAAGGCAUACAUAUAUAUGAAGGUGGGUAUUAUAGGCAUCAAAAAUAAGCAAGCAUGCAUAUUUUCCAAACAAUUGUCAGUGCAACGUGAUUUGCGUAAAACAAACCAAGGCGCAAAAAUAUAUCUAUGCCCAACAUUAAUCAAACACCUCAAUUCAGUGCAUAUUCUUUGAUUUAGUUUAUUCAAUUUUUUAUUCCUGCCCGCCUUAUUUGCGUCUAGUGCUUCGAGAAAUAAUGAACACAUCCGUUGAAUUGAUAUAUAUUUUAUGUAAUAAGCGCUCGAAUAAAUAGUUGAUAAAAAAAACGUAAGAUUGUGAUAAGUUUUACUGCAAGUAACAUUAAGUUAACAGUCCAAUAUCAGUGCAUACACGCAUGUAUGUAUGUACGUAAGUAUAUGUAUAUUUUUAUAAGGCUAUGUGUUGUAAAUUUGUUAGUUUGUGUAUGUGUAUAGAGCUCCUCUUAAAUUGUUGCCAAACUCUUGAACAUUUCUUCCAUACUAAACUCUACUAUUCCAAAACAAUCGAAAAACGAGAUUAUUAUGAAAAAAAAAAAAUAAAAUCGCCAAUUUCUUGUCCUCAAUGAGUUUUACUCACUUCCGCUUGAUAGGUAUGUAGAUGUGCGCGGUUAUACUAAUCGAUCUACACUUGGUGAUCGAUAACGAUAAAUGUUAUAAGCUAAAGAUUUUUUCGACAGCAACGAAGAGGGUAAGAUUAAUAAGACCCUUAAUUAAAAAUUAGAGUGCACAAUAACAAAUGUUACUAAUUAUUCUCAUUAGAACGUUUUGAAUAUAUUUUUUUUCUCUGAUUUUUAGUUACGUAUGUAUGUGUAAGUGCUAUGUAAUUUUCUUUGUAUAUUUUCAUAGAAAUCAACUAUGCUUCCAUUUAUUUUAAAGUUCUGAGUAAUGCAAUGCCACAACUCCAAAAACAAAAACAAAAAAAUCAUCAAAAAAAAAAAAAGAAAUGAAAAGAAUUUGGUAAAGUAUGUUAGGCGACAAAUGUCAAACUGCAGUGACAUUUGUUGCAAUGGAGUGUAAAUGUUAGGAAAUCCUUUUAAAUGUCAUUGUUGUCGUUCCGUUUAUUAAAAACUUAAAUAUACAUGCAUAUAAAUAUAUAUAAUUAAAACUAAAAAAAUAUAUAAAGUAUUAUAUAAGUAUAUAAGUAACGAGCAACAUUAUAAAAUAUUAUUUUGAAGAGUACCAACCGAUUAUUAAAAAAAUAAAAAAUAAAUAUAUAUAUAUAUAUUAUGAAGCCAAAUAUCAAUUUAUGGCCUUAAAUGUAAUGCGUUACAACAAGGUGAUAAAUGUAUCGAAUAUCACUUGUUCGAAAACUUAUAUAAAAAAUCGAAUAUAGAAACUAUUUAUAUAAUAAAAGAUGAUGAAUAUAAAAAAUAAUAUUAAAAGUACCACCAAAAAACAUAUUUAAAAUUAAAAUAUUUAUUUAAAUUUGAAAUGCGAUGUAGUGCAAAUUACGCGCUACAUUAAAAAAAAAACAAAUAAAAUAAAAUAAUAAUAAUAAACGACGUUACUCAAUGCAAAUUUAUAAUACAAACUUAUGGAUGUAUAAUCAAAUGUAUGGUUACUUAAUUUACAUUUCAAACUCUUAAGGAGAUUGCAUGAAAUUUUUCUUCAAAAUGUUUUUUUCCGGAAAGACAAAUAUCAAAUAUACAAAUUAUUAAUGCAAUAUUUAUUCGAACAAAUUAAAUACAUUUUCUUGUAAUUGCUUAAUAUUGAAUCGUUGAAAAUGAUGGAAUUCGUAACAUAACUAAAUGAAUUUCCAAUAGCAACAGAAAUAACACCACAUUCACCAAAAUACCAAUGAAUAACCGUUUGCUUGGAUUCAAAUAAAAUUUAGAUGUGUUACCUAGUGGAACUCAG
Molecule: messenger RNA, 4267 nt
Organism: Ceratitis capitata (Mediterranean fruit fly)
Lineage: Eukaryota; Metazoa; Arthropoda; Insecta; Diptera; Tephritidae
Product: guanine nucleotide-binding protein subunit gamma-1
Exons: 2
Coding region: 352-564 (70 amino acids)
Biological process (GO): G protein-coupled receptor signaling pathway
Cellular component (GO): heterotrimeric G-protein complex
Molecular function (GO): G-protein beta-subunit binding
Source: RefSeq, a predicted model, not a curated record